Molecule: messenger RNA, 1698 nt
Organism: Penicilliopsis zonata CBS 506.65
Lineage: Eukaryota; Fungi; Ascomycota; Eurotiomycetes; Eurotiales; Aspergillaceae
Exons: 5
Coding region: 1-1698 (565 amino acids)
Biological process (GO): phenol-containing compound metabolic process
Molecular function (GO): N-acetylglucosamine-6-sulfatase activity; glycosaminoglycan binding; arylsulfatase activity
Source: RefSeq, a predicted model, not a curated record
AUGCUAGACCAAACGACUGAGGCGGGCGCGAGGAAACAGCCCAACAUUCUGUUCAUUAUCACUGAUGACCAAGAUCUCGAGCUGGACUCGAUCAAUUACACGCCGUUGACGUUGAAGCAUAUACGGCGGAAGGGGACCUUUUUCAAGAACCAUUUCGUCACCACCGCGCUCUGCUGCCCGUCUCGGGUGAGUUUGUGGACGGGGCGACAAGCGCAUAACACAAAUGUGACGGAUGUGAAGCCGCCAUACGGCGGUUAUCCGAAGUUUGUGGAGCGAGGGUUUAACGAAAACUUCCUCCCUGUCUGGCUGCAGGAUGCAGGGUACGACACCUACUACACAGGUAAAAUGUUCAACUCCCACAAUGUGAACAAUUACAAUCAACCGUACAUCAACGGAUUCAACGGGUCGGAUUUUUUGCUGGACCCGUUCACCUAUUCAUAUCUCAAUUCUACCUACCAAAGAAACCAUGAACCCCCGGUCAGCUACGAGGGUCGCCAUACCACGGAAGUGAUCACAGAGAAGGCGCUGGGGUUCCUGGAAGACGGCCUGGCCGGAGACCGCCCGUUCUUCCUGGUUGUUGCACCGAUUGCACCACACGCCAACAUCGAUGUGAAAUCCUUGUCUGGGAGCGGUCCUCCAUCGAUCAUGUCAGAGCCAAUCCCGCUAGACCGCCACAAAGAUCUUUUUCCUGAUGUCAAGGUGCCUCGGACAAAGAACUUCAAUCCCGAAAAGCCGAGCGGAGUAAGUUGGGUUCACGACUUACCCAGGCAGGAUCAGGCGACCGUCGAUUACAAUGAUCAUUUCUACCGCCAACGCCUGCGUGCACUGCAGGGCGUUGAUGAGUUGGUUGAUUCUCUAAUCACUCGUCUGGAAGCCAGUGAUAAGCUGGAAGACACUUAUAUCAUCUAUACCUCUGAUAAUGGCUACCAUAUCGGACAACAUCGACUUCCGCCGGGCAAGGCAUGUGGAUUUGAAGAGGACAUCCGCGUGCCUCUAUUCAUUCGAGGGCCCGGCAUUCCCGAGGGAGGAUACCAGGACGCUGUCACCACACACAUCGACCUCGCGCCGACUCUUUUUGGGCUAGCGGGCCUUCCUUUGCGUGACGACUUUGACGGAACGCCUAUUCCUCUUGCGCCGCACUCAGUCGCCACCCGCCACGAGCACGUUACCGUCGAAUACUGGGGCCAUGCGUACCUCGAGGGGGAAAUGGGCGCCGUCGGUCCUGGCAACUCGCGUGCUGUUGCCAACAACACUUAUAAGUCUGUUCGUUUGAUCGGCGAGGGCUAUGACCUAUAUUAUUCCGUCUGGUGUAACAAUGAGCAUGAACUGUACAACCUUCACACGGACCCCUUUCAAGUCAAUAACCUCUACCCUCACCACGGAUACCGGAAGAACGCCGCCAACGAACCAACCAUCCUCGGAUAUCACAUCGACAAAGUCCGGGCCCGACUAGAUGCGCUUCUUUUAGUCCUCAAGUCCUGCAAGGGCUCAACGUGUAUUAACCCGUGGGAUGUCUUACAUCCAGACGGCUCGGUGAAAACCCUCCGGGACGCGUUGCACAAGCACUAUGAUGGAUUCUAUACGGCCCAGCACAAGGUGUCGUACGACCGGUGCGAGGCGGGAUAUCUCGUCGACGCAGAGGGGCCCCAGGUGCCCUUCAUACAUAGCGAUGGCCUCAGUUGGGAUGCCUGGGUAUAA